Apus apus (common swift) is the source of this 764-nucleotide messenger RNA. RefSeq names its product transcription cofactor HES-6-like. Bases 14 to 676 code for a protein of 220 amino acids. NCBI's taxonomy places the organism in Eukaryota, Metazoa, Chordata, Aves, Apodiformes, Apodidae. Gene Ontology annotation, molecular function: RNA polymerase II cis-regulatory region sequence-specific DNA binding; protein dimerization activity; DNA-binding transcription factor activity, RNA polymerase II-specific. Gene Ontology annotation, biological process: regulation of transcription by RNA polymerase II; anterior/posterior pattern specification; regulation of neurogenesis. Gene Ontology annotation, cellular component: nucleus. The transcript is spliced from 4 exons. The record is from RefSeq and is a predicted model, not a curated record.
CCGGGGCAGCGCCAUGGCGCCCUCCUUCCGGGCAGGGCAGGGCCGCCCGCCGCGGGGCGCCGGGGCCGGCAGGACGACGAGGAAGCCGCUGGUGGAGAAGAAGCGUCGGGCGCGGAUCAACGAGAGCCUGCAGGAGCUGCGGCAGCUGCUGGCCGACAGCGAGUUCCAGGCGAAGCUGGAGAACGCGGAGGUGCUGGAGCUGACGGUGCGGCGGGUGCAGGCCGUGCUGGAGCGCCGCGCCCUGGAGGGAGGGCGGCUGCAGCGUGAGGCCAGCGAGCGCUUCGCCGCCGGGUACAUCCAGUGCAUGCACGAGGUGCACACCUUCGUCUCCAGCUGCCCCGGCAUCGACGCCGCCACGGCCGCGGAGCUGCUCAACCACCUGCUGGAGUCCAUGCCCCUCAGCGAGGGCAGCUGCCCGGACUUGGUCACGGACGCUUUGGCAGAUGCCGCCCUCGGCCCCUGGCCGGGCAGCGAGGCGGUGACCCCCGCGGCCUCCCGGGGGGCCCUGGCCCUCCCCGCCUCGGCCCCCUCGCCCACUCCCGGCGACGAAACCUGCUCCGACUCGGACGAGGCGGAGGCCGAGCCGGGCCAGACCUCCCCCGCUGGACUGGACGCUCCCCCGGGGCACAGCCUGCCUUCCCCCGGCUCACCUAAAUCCAUGUGGAGACCCUGGUAACGGCGGAGCAGGAGGCAACCCCGACCUCCCGCACAGGGGAGCGGCCGGGCGCUGCCGCCCGCGGGCAGCGUGCGGGGCGGGCAGCGUG